Molecule: messenger RNA, 2437 nt
Organism: Tupaia belangeri chinensis (Chinese tree shrew)
Lineage: Eukaryota; Metazoa; Chordata; Mammalia; Scandentia; Tupaiidae
Gene: CARS2
Product: cysteinyl-tRNA synthetase 2, mitochondrial
Biological process (GO): cysteinyl-tRNA aminoacylation
Cellular component (GO): cytoplasm
Molecular function (GO): ATP binding; cysteine-tRNA ligase activity
Source: RefSeq, a predicted model, not a curated record
GGUGCUGGCGCGCGCCGACGCCGCCUCCUGGUACAGCUGCGGACCGACCGUGUACGAUCACGCACACCUCGGCCAUGCGUGCUGCAGAGUCCUACCCUCCUAUGUUAGAUUUGACAUCAUCCGGAGGGUCCUCACCAAGGUGUUCGGGUGCAACGUCGUGAUGGUGAUGGGUGUGACGGACGUAGAUGACAAGAUAAUCCGGAGAGCCAGCGAGAUGAACGUGACCCCCGCUGCCCUUGCCAGUCUUUACGAGGAAGGUUUUAAGCAAGACAUGGCCGCCUUGAAGGUGCUUCCGCCCACCGUGUACAUGAGGGUGACGGAGAAUAUCCCUCAGAUAGUGUCUUUCAUCAGCGGGAUCAUCGCUCGUGGGUAUGCUUACUCCACAGCACAAGGAAACGUCUACUUCGACCUGCAGGCGAGAGGAGACAAGUACGGCAAGCUGGUCGGCGUGGCCCCCGGUCCCGGCGGAGAGCCAGCAGCUGACUCGGACAAACGCCAGCCCAGUGACUUCGCCCUCUGGAAGGCAGCUAAGCCCCGGGAGGUGUGCUGGCCCUCCCCAUGGGGCGCGGGGCGACCGGGCUGGCACAUCGAGUGCUCCACCAUCGCAAGCACGGUGUUUGGGAGUCAGCUGGAUAUCCACUCGGGCGGCAUAGACCUGGCCUUCCCUCACCACGAGAACGAGAUCGCGCAGUGCGAGGCCUUCCACGGGUGCGAGCAGUGGGGGAACUACUUCCUGCAUUCCGGGCAUUUGCAUGUGAAAGGCAGCAACGAGAAGAUGUCCAAGUCCUUAAAAAACUUCAUCACCGUCAAGGACUUCCUGCGCUCCUGCUCCCCCGACGUCUUCCGGCUCUUCUGUGUGCGGAGCAGCUACAGGUCAGCCAUCGACUACAGCGACAGCUCCAUGCUCGAAGCCCAGCGCCUGCUGCAGGGCCUGGCCGCUUUCGUGGAGGACGCGCGUGCCUACGUGAAGGGGCAGCUGGCUGGGGGCGCCGCCGCGGAGGGCGUGCUGUGGCAGAGGCUCGCCAGUACCAAGGGGGCUGUGAGGGCCGCGCUGGCCGACGACUUCAACACGCCGCGGGCGCUGGAUGCCGUGCAGGAGCUUGUGCAGCAUGGGAACAGACAGCUGCGGGCCGCGGCCGAGGCGCCUGCCGGUCCCCGAAGCCCUGCCGUAUUGGGUGCGGUCGUCUCCUACGUUGAAGAGUUUUUUGACACUGUUGGGAUUUCCCUUUCGAAUCAGCAGUGUGUUGCAGGAGACGGCAGCGCGGCCACUCUGCACAGUGUGAUGGACGAGCUGGUGCGCUUCCGGCUGAAGGUCCGGCAGUAUGCGCUGGCCACACCGCAGGCCACCGGCCAGGCCCGGCAACAGCAGCUCCUGGAGAGGCAGCCCCUACUGGAGGCCUGUGACACCCUGCGCCAGGACCUCGCCGCACAUGGCAUCAGCAUUAAGGACAGAAGCAGCACAACGUCCACGUGGGAGCUGCUGGGUCAACGGACAGAAGACCGCGGACCUGGGAGCUGAGGACACAGCAGCCCCGGCACCGUGGGCACCCCCUGGCGUGGCCACCCGUCAUUCCAUCCGCAGAGCCCGGUCUGUGGCGUGCACAGCUGCACCUGCCACGUGCUAUGGCCGGCGACUGUCCAGGGGCCAGUGGGCAGAUGCUUCUGCCCGUGGGCCCAGAGGACAUGCGCUUGGCCUGUGCUCACGGCACCGGCAGCCGGGCUGGACUGGGCCCUGAGCGGGGAUGGAGGCUGCUGGCCAUCUGAGGAAGGGGACAGGAAGCUCUGGAGGGCGCCUGGGCCAGCUGCAGCUGCUCCCAGAGUACCUGGACAGGCGGUGACCCAUACCAUACAAGUGGUAAACACGGAGCCCCCGCACUCACACACACAUGUAUGACACACACCUGUGCUCCCUUUUCUGAUUAUAAACGUGCUGACCACAGGAAGAGCUAGUGUCACCUGGUCACAGCCGCAUGGCCCUGUGUGGUUGGCAGUGUCUGGGGUUCAGGGGUCAGGACUGGGAGGGGGUGAGGGGCAGGGAAGCCUGAGUGGACAGGGCUCCCAGUGGGUUGGCGGGCAGGCAGUGAUCCCUUGGUCCUUACAGGACACGUGGGUCCCCAACGCUGCUGGAACUAAUGUGCUCCAGGAGGCUAGCCUCUCAUCACUGCGGAAGCAACUGGGUGGUUAGGACCCAAAGAUUCGGGGAGGGAGGUCCCCAGGGCCUACACCACCGGCUGCUCCCUGCUGCACCCAGGUCCCAGGGAAGCUCCUGGAGAGUCUCCAGCUGAAGCGACCAAGCACACGUGUAAACACAGUUGUCAUCAGUCCCCACACAGGCCUACUGCCCAGGAAGGUGACUGUUCUCUUCAGUGCAAAUGCUCAGUAACAAGCCUUAAAAAUGUCCCCUGUAAUUUUGUUACAUUUUACUUUCUAUGGAAAA